AUGGCCGGUUCCAUCGCAGCUCUGCAUGGAUGGCAGUCAUUCUUCUGGCUUGAGACUGCCCUUUCAGCCUUCUCCAUCCUCUUGAUCGCGCUCACAUUCCCAGAGACCAAGUUUCAUCGUGGCGCUACCGUAGUGCAGAACACCACUACAACUCUGGACGGCAGCGAGAUUGUCAACACCAACGAACAGAGUCAGCUGGAAAAACACACCACACAUACAGCAGCGCGGGAUUCUGAGAUGAGCUCGCUAGAGACACCUACCCCCAGUAACGGUCGCCCAUCCCGCGCGCAAUUCAACCCUUUUGAGAGACCAGAUCCCAAGUGGAAGGCCUUCGUGGUGCGUGAUACAUGGACUCCAAUCAAGAUCUUCUUCAACCCGAUCAUCUUAUGGACUGGGUUGAUGCUUGCCGGACCAGCUGAUAUGCUGUUGUUCUUCAACAUCACUGAGUCACCCGUCCUGGCAGCCCCGCCUUAUUUCUUCAAGCCAGAUCAGGUAGGCUAUACCAACUUCGCCUUCGCAGUGGGUGCUAUUAUCGGCUUGGCCACUGCUGGACCCUACUCUGACUGGGUCGCCGCACGCGCAGCUCGCAAGAAUGGAGGUAUUCGUGAAGCGGAGAUGCGACUGCCUGCAUUAUGGAUCUACAUGAUCAUCACAAUACUUUCUGUCGUUCUCGGCAGUGUUGCCUACCAACAACAAUGGGCGUGGGGCAAUAUUGUAGUCUGGGGUUAUGGGCUUAGUGGACUGAGCGUGACUACAGUGCCGACGAUUUGUAUCGCCUACGCGAUCGACUGCUACAAGCCCAUCUCCGGCGAGAUCAUGGUCGUCGCGACUGUGUGCAAGAAUACCAUUGCUUUCUCGUACAGUUACUGGGUGUUUGACUUGGCCCACGAGAGUAAGAACGGCUGGAUUACUCCUGCUAUGGUCAUCUUUGCCUGCACGAUAGGGCCGGCGUUCUUUGGUAUUCCAUUGUACUUUGGUUUGGGCAAGAGGAUCAGGAAGUGGACUAAGAAUAGCGAUGUUCACCGUAUGGAGGCGAUGAUCUAA
Molecule: messenger RNA, 1044 nt
Organism: Pyrenophora tritici-repentis Pt-1C-BFP
Lineage: Eukaryota; Fungi; Ascomycota; Dothideomycetes; Pleosporales; Pleosporaceae
Product: putative MFS transporter
Biological process (GO): transmembrane transport
Cellular component (GO): plasma membrane
Molecular function (GO): transmembrane transporter activity
Source: RefSeq, a predicted model, not a curated record